Molecule: messenger RNA, 388 nt
Organism: Racocetra persica
Lineage: Eukaryota; Fungi; Glomeromycota; Glomeromycetes; Diversisporales; Gigasporaceae
Source: the annotation of a GenBank genome assembly
AUGGAAAAGAUAUCAUCCUUAUCAGUGCACAAAAGUGCUCAGCAUACUUUGCCUAAUAUUGAACUUUCUGAAGAGCAGACGAGUCUUUCAAGCAUCCCAAGUUCCUCCUCAAGCAACUUAAGUGGUUUUACUCAGGUCGCAAAAGAUGUAGUUAUAGAGACGCAUGAUGAUAAUAACAUCUCACCUGAUGUAGAAUGCUGCGAAUAUCAUUUGUCAAGCGAUAACAAAAAUCUUACCAAUGGCGAUUACAUUUCAGGAAAUGAGUCGAUCAGUUCUAAUCGUAAGCGCCUUGCGUUCACAAUUAAGAGUAUACAAGAUGAUGCAAUUGGUAAUGCUAUCUAUGGUAUAACCAAAAAAGUAAAGUAUCCUACAGAUGAAAUCCUCAGAA